Molecule: messenger RNA, 522 nt
Organism: Rhodamnia argentea
Lineage: Eukaryota; Viridiplantae; Streptophyta; Magnoliopsida; Myrtales; Myrtaceae
Product: defensin-like protein 1
Exons: 2
Coding region: 76-300 (74 amino acids)
Biological process (GO): defense response
Source: RefSeq, a predicted model, not a curated record
CGUUACAUAAAUAUAUCACCACCACCACCACCUCAGAGCCCUCCAUUCCCAAGCUCUGCAGAGAAGUUGAAAGAAAUGGAGAAGAGCAAGAUGAGAUGCUGCAUGGGGCUUUUCCUGAUGCUCCUCCUCGUCCUUGCCGCCCAGGAGGCGGAGGGGAGGGUUUGCGAGUCUCAGAGCCACGGCUUCCGCGGGACUUGCUUCCGCAGCCACAACUGCGCCCUCGUCUGCCGCAACGAGGGCUUCUCCGGCGGCGAGUGCCAUGGCCUUCGGGGCCGCUGCUUCUGCACCAAGCUCUGCUGAAAAAUGCCAAUGCACGUGCGUGCAACAGAAUAAGAACGUGAUGCGUUGUAGUGGUGUGAGCGAGUGAGCCAAAUAAAACUUAUUUGAAGAUUCUGGGCUCGUUAGUUUCUCAGCUUUCUAGGGCUUGAUGUGCUUUUUGACCAUUCGCUGUGCUCUCUCUUCCUGCCCUUUUUGUGUAAUUUCCUGAUCGGGGGUGUAAUGUGUUUCAUGCUUCUGUUUUCC